UGCUGUAUGUAGUCCGACCCCCAGCAUGCCUAUCCCUCCCUACUCUCCCCUCUCGAGAAGAGCUGACGGCUCUGUAAACUGAUGCGCACCUACAGUAGUGCGAGAAGAGAGGCGUGAGGGCGGGGGGAUCUCAUACUUCACGUCUUCCUUAACUCCACAGCGAGAAGCGUCCUAAUUUUCCAGCGGAGCAGCCGAAAGAAGAAGAACAGAUGCGGGUUUUUAAUCGGAUUAGAAGAAGAAGAGACAGCGGCAUGGUCGGUUCUGGAGUUCGCCGCCACAUCCUUUCUUUAUUUAAGCCGGUAGCAGCUUGAUGCAAUGUCCAGCAAUGAGUGGCAUCAACGACACCCUGACAGAAAACGGUAGCGGGGAGUACUUGUUUAGCGCCGCUACCUAUAAACUUCUCGCAGUCACGAUCGGAACCAUUGGUGUCCUCGGCUUGGGAAACAAUGUGCUCGUUUUGGUUCUCUAUUACAAGUUCAAGAGACUGAGGACGCCGACUAAUCUUUUUCUCUUAAACAUUAGCAUCAGUGAUCUGCUGGUGUCCGUGUUUGGAGUGACGUUCACCUUCGUGUCUUGCAUCAAGGGACGAUGGAUCUGGGACACGGCGACCUGCCUCUGGGACGGGUUCGGCAACAGUUUGUUUGGAAUUGUGUCCAUCAUGACCCUCACUGUGUUGGCCUAUGAACGCUACAUCAGAGUUGUUCAUGCGAAGGUGAUAGACUUUUCAUGGUCUUGGAGGGCUAUUACCUACAUUUGGCUUUAUUCUUUAGCCUGGACUGGUGCCCCUCUCAUCGGCUGGAACAAGUAUACACUGGAGAAGCAUAGACUAGGUUGUUCUGUGGACUGGGAAUCCAAAGACGCCAAUGAUGCUUCAUUUAUUUUCUUUUUCUUUCUGGGCUGUUUUUUUGUGCCUGUCGGAGUGAUGGCCUAUUGUUAUGGACAUAUUCUAUACACCAUACGAAUGCUUCGAUGCAUUCAAGACCUUCAGACCGUUCAGAUUGUUAAAAUUUUGAGAUAUGAGAAGAAAGUGGCCAAGAUGUUUUUCCUUAUGAUCUCCGCCUUCCUCAUCUGUUGGACACCUUACUCAGUGGUGUCUCUUUUGAUAGCCUAUGGAUACAAAGACAUCGUGACACCAAUGGCAGCUGUCAUUCCUUCAUUUUUUGCAAAGUCAAGCACAGCCUAUAAUCCUGUCAUCUACAUCUUUAUGAGUCGAAAGUUUCGGCGAUGCCUUUUGAAGCUGUUUUGUGCACGGAUGGUGAAAAUCCAGAGGUCCAUCAAAGAAGGACCAGACACUAUGGAGGAAAAGCCAGUGAGGCCUAUUGUCAUGUCUCAGAAACUUGGGGACAGGCCAAAAAAGAAAGUAACCUUUAGCAGCAGUUCAAUCGUGUUUAUUAUUGCCAGUGAGGAGACAAACCAGCUUGACAACUCUUCAAAAAACAGUACGGUUGGAAUAAAUGUGAUUCAAGUGCGCCCUUUGUAACUACAAAAUGAGCUGCUUUUACAGGAUAUUUUUUUAUUUUUAUCACACUGUGUUUUGCUUAUUUUCACGGCAUCAUGGACUUUUUCAAGUGGACUCACAAGAUUAAAUCUAAUGAUGGUGAUUUUUUAAGAGUAAAGCAAUAAAUGUUUAGCUUUGUACAAAUUAAAUAAUUUCCUUGAAUUUUACCUCAAAUAGAUUGUUACCAAGUUUUAAGAAACAGUUGAUUUAAUAUUAGUUUUUUCAAGUUUAUUUUUAAGAACUAAUCCUUGU
This is a messenger RNA of Polypterus senegalus (gray bichir), 1750 nucleotides long. It is a transcript of the gene opn3, whose product is annotated as opsin 3. The coding region runs from base 311 to 1480 and encodes 389 amino acids. Lineage: Eukaryota; Metazoa; Chordata; Cladistia; Polypteriformes; Polypteridae. The record is from RefSeq and is a predicted model, not a curated record. Gene Ontology annotation, cellular component: membrane; photoreceptor outer segment. Gene Ontology annotation, molecular function: G protein-coupled receptor activity. Gene Ontology annotation, biological process: visual perception; G protein-coupled receptor signaling pathway. The transcript is spliced from 4 exons.